AUGAUGUGGUGGUGCCCCGCAGAUCUUCUUUCAGCUCCUCUUCUGCAUUGCUGCCCUAUUCAAAAUUGUUUUGCUGAAGCUCGUAACGAAAGAACGACAAUCAGCAUUGAGGAAACGGCGAACUCCUCUAGUUCGAGCGCCCGUGUCGGCGAGGCGUCAUCGUCCGAUUACCGUGUCGCCGUGUUCGGAGCCGGAGGUGUUGGCAAAUCGUCGAUUGUUCAGCGAUUCGUCAAAGGAACUUUCUCAGAAAACUACGUCCCUACAAUUGAGGAUACCUAUAGGCAGGUUAUCAGCUGCAACCAGAAGAAUGUAUGCACGCUCCAAAUUACAGACACUACAGGAAGUCACCAGUUUCCGGCCAUGCAACGGUUGUCUAUCUCUAAAGGACACGCAUUCGUCCUCAUUUACUCUGUUACAAGUAAACAGUCGCUGGAAGAACUUGCGCCAAUUGUGAAGACUCUGAUGGAAGUUAAGGGGAACAGCUUGGCCGAGACACCAAUCAUGCUGGUCGGAAAUAAGAGCGAUGACCAGGAGAGAAGAGAGGUGGCCACAGAGACGGGAUCGAAAUUGGCAGCCAAAUGGGGAACAGGAUUCAUCGAGACAAGCGCAAAGAACAACGACAACAUUACAGAAUUGUUCCAACAGUUGUUGGCGCUCGAAAAGAAACGCACACUGACGCUGACUAUGGAAGAUCCUGACGGGAAGGGAGCUAAGCGGAAAGGGUGCUCCAUAAUGUAG
Necator americanus (New World hookworm) is the source of this 738-nucleotide messenger RNA. RefSeq lists its product as uncharacterized. Gene Ontology annotation, cellular component: plasma membrane. The record is from RefSeq and is a predicted model, not a curated record. Lineage: Eukaryota; Metazoa; Nematoda; Chromadorea; Rhabditida; Ancylostomatidae. Gene Ontology annotation, molecular function: GTP binding; GTPase activity; GDP binding. Bases 1 to 738 code for a protein of 245 amino acids. Gene Ontology annotation, biological process: signal transduction. The transcript is spliced from 6 exons.